GGAGACUUCCCCAUCCCUUUCACCAAAAAGAAGUGGUUUCCAAACGAGACAACUGACCAACAGUUCACUUAUAAAGGGACCCAUUCUUUGCAUUUGAGAACUGAUAAGCCGUUACCACCGGCCAUUCCUCUCGAUGAUGACAUUUGUCUGAAGUCACAAAUUGGCGAAUAUAAGUAUCGGUUACUGAAUUUGGGAUAUAAUAUUAGGAGACAUUCAUUGUCCACUUUGCCCGGAUUCUGGAGCGACUGUUCCAAUGGAUUUGAUUUCCCGAAUCUGAUCUGUCAUUCGCGACAUAACUUAAAAGUAAGAGAAUUAAGAAACGGCAGAUCGUAUGACGACGACCAGCAAGUGUUGGACGGAAUGGCCAUCUCAUCAUCGUUUGCAUGGCUUCACAGUUUGGCAUCAAAUCUUGGAUUUUCUAUUUUCCAUGAACUCACGUACCCUUUGGUCACUCACGCGAUCAUAACGGACGGCCAGUUCUGGUCAUUCUAUGUCUAUCAACUCAAUACACACUGUUUUCAUAGCGAUGUCGACAAUAAUUUACUGCGAAAUGUGUGCUGGAGUUCAGGCGAACUCAAGCUCUUCGACAGCUAUGAAAACGGACGCCUUAUUGGUGUUAACGAUGAGGUCAUCAAACUGUUGAUCAAAUUUAUGGCUCGAGAGCCACAACUCAGUGAUGGUUGUGUUCUUCGGCCGUAUUUGAGUGAAGACCUCAGGAGUAAAGAAGACAAACAAGAGUUGAGUUAUUCUCUGAGGAGACGAUACCACAAUUGGACGGAUCCCUAUGUGAAGACCCGACAAAAACAAAAGGACCCGAACUAUACAGGAGAUGAACACAUCCGUGGCCGCAGCCUUUCAAAGUACAGUCCAUUGCUUACCAUUGAUUGCGUUUACAGUUGCAGACGAGUGGAAAGGGAGGCUCACCUCCUGUCCCUCCACUGCACUCUGCCAUUAGACCUAUUGCUUGAUGUGAUGGAUGUGUUGACAGGUUUGGCUGAGUUAUCUCAUCGCGAAUACCAGGCGGGAGACUACGAGUCGGCCGAAAGGCAUUGUAUGCAACUGUGGCGUCAGGACCCCACCAACACCGGGGUCCUCCUCCUCCUCAGUUCCAUUCACUUCCAGUGCCGACGCCUUAAGGAGUCCGCACACUUCAGUUCACUCGCCAUAAAGCAGAACUCGCUGUUAGCUGAAGCCUACAGUAAUUUGGGAAACGUUUACAAAGAGAAGAGUCAACUGCAGGAAGCGCUGGACAACUACAGACACGCCGUGCGCCUAAAGCCCGACUUCAUCGACGGCUACAUAAAUCUGGCGGCGGCUCUGGUGGCUGCGGGCGAUAUGGAGCAGGCGGUCCAGGCGUACGUCUCGGCCCUCCAAUACAAUCCCGUAAUUAUUCGCCACUGGUUGGACUUAUAUUGCGUGAGAAGUGAUUUGGGAAACCUUCUGAAAGCCCUGUCCCGUCUCGAUGAGGCAAAGGUAACACUACUAAUCCUGUUGUCAAACGGCGCGCGAAUAAUACAUGCGUUUUAC
Oppiella nova is the source of this 1527-nucleotide messenger RNA. NCBI's taxonomy places the organism in Eukaryota, Metazoa, Arthropoda, Arachnida, Sarcoptiformes, Oppiidae. The record is from the annotation of a GenBank genome assembly.